AUGCAGCCAUUUCAACCAGACUCGCAUUCAGCACCAGUGUCUGCCUCGACAGCAUUCACAAAUUCAUAUGAGAAACCUCAACUAACCUCUUCUUUGCCGACUGUUCGUCAAUCCCGUUACGACCGAAUACUUUGUAAAGUAAAACGCUCAGCACGUUCAGAAAUCAGUCUCCAACAAUGGGCUAGUCGAGGACUUUCUUCAGUCAAUUUCUGGAUUGAUCCAAAACUUGAUCAAGUAAAACGCAUUCACUAUGAUCAAGUCUCUACUCAGGAGUUUAUUAAAAAAUGGGAAGCUCCUGGACUGCCUGUAGUGAUUGUUGGUGCAACGGAUCAGUGGAGUGCCAAUACUGCCUGGAAUGUCGAGACAUUUGCACGCAGGUAUAGAAACGAAAAGGUGAAAAUCGGUCAAGACGACGAUGGCAAAGCUGUUUAUAUUGGAGUCAAGUACUUUUUUCACUAUGCCUUGACUGAUCCAAACGGCGCAGCAGUAGAUGAUUCUCCUUUGUAUAUAUUUGAUGGAUCAUUUGGCAGUCGCACACAGAAUAAUACAGCAAGACGACCGCAAUCUAAAACUGUAGCAGAUGAAUCCAAGUUUAAACCUGCAGACGGUGAUUCAAUGCCACUCUGCCAUCUAAUAGACGACUUUGAGCUUCCAAAGUACUUUACUGAUGAUUUGUUUCGAUUGGUUGGAAAGCGUCGUCGACCACCGUAUAGAUGGAUCGUUAUUGGUCCUGCACGAUCCGGCACAGGAAUUCAUAUUGAUCCAUUAGGCACAAGUGCUUGGAAUGCCCUUCUCCAAGGUCAUAAACGGUGGGUAUUGUUUCCUCCAGGUGCACCCAAAGAUAUUAUUGAGCCCAAAUCACUUCAAGAUCAUGAAGCAGUAACGUGGUUUACCCAUGUUUACCCCAAGUUAUCGGAUCAGCAUCCCAAUUCACCAACAGGAAAAACAUAUGCACAAGUAUUUGGCAUGAUUGAUAUUUUACAAGGACCAGGAGAAACAGUGUUUGUUCCAGGUGGAUGGUCACAUGUAGUAAUGAACAUAGAUUUUACCGUGGCAAUAACGCAAAACUUUUGCUCCAGAACCAACAUAGAGUAUGUAUGGCUUCAUACCCGAUACAGUCGACCCAAAAUGGCAGAGAAGCUUUUGCGUGUUCUUUCCUAUUCUAGCAAGCUUCUUGCUCAAUCAUCCCAGCUUGAAUCUUCCUCGCAGUCUACUACAUGCUUGGGUAAACGAAAGGAUCGCAAGCGGCGACAACAGCGUCAAAAGCGUGAGGAUAGACGGAUGCGACAACUACUGCAUGGCACGAGCGAAGCCGACUUGAAAGUAUACAUCAAAUUAGUGGGAAAGCUUCAAACACUAAAUACUAUUCCACGUGUGUAUCAAUCUUCGUCAUCAUCAUCAAGCAGUAGCAGCUCAACGACUACUUCAUCUGAAUCUGAAUCUGAAUCGGGGUCUGAAUCUGACGCGCCUAUAGCGAAAUGCAUUUGCUCCAAAUGUAUAGCCCGACGAAGCCGCCACAAAUCUAAACGAGCUCGGCUUCAAGUGUCUGGUCAUUAG
This is a messenger RNA of Batrachochytrium dendrobatidis JAM81, 1557 nucleotides long. RefSeq lists its product as uncharacterized. Gene Ontology annotation, biological process: phagocytosis. The coding region runs from base 1 to 1557 and encodes 518 amino acids. The record is from RefSeq and is a predicted model, not a curated record. Gene Ontology annotation, molecular function: P-TEFb complex binding; histone H4R3 demethylase activity. NCBI's taxonomy places the organism in Eukaryota, Fungi, Chytridiomycota, Chytridiomycetes, Rhizophydiales. The transcript is spliced from 5 exons. Gene Ontology annotation, cellular component: nucleus; cytoplasm.